AUUUUUCCGAGAAAGCCAUUGUUUCAGUUGAUGAUGGUGAUGAUAUCUCUUCACUUCUCUACUCCGCCGCUAGCUUUUCUCAAAUCUGAUUCCAAUUCCAGAUUUCUCAAGAACCCUAAUCCUAAUUUUAUCCAAUUCACCCCAAAAUCCCAACUUCUUUUCCCCCAACGUCUCAAUUUCAACACCGGAACAAAUUUAAACCGGCGAACUCUGAGUUGCUAUGGGAUUAAGGAUUCAAGUGAGACAACGAAGUCUGCGCCGUCAUUAGACUCCGGCGACGGUGGCGGCGGAGAUGGUGGUGAUGAUGAUAAAGGUGAAGUGGAGGAAAAAAACAGACUUUUUCCGGAAUGGUUGGAUUUUACCUCGGAUGAUGCACAGACUGUGUUUGUGGCUAUAGCUGUAUCGUUGGCGUUUCGUUAUUUUAUCGCAGAACCAAGAUAUAUUCCUUCUUUGUCUAUGUAUCCUACUUUUGAUGUUGGAGACAGAUUAGUUGCAGAGAAGGUGAGUUAUUAUUUCAGGAAGCCUUGUGCAAAUGAUAUUGUCAUCUUUAAAAGUCCACCAGUUCUUCAGGAAGUUGGGUAUACUGAUGCCGAUGUAUUUAUUAAACGGAUUGUUGCCAAAGAAGGUGACCUUGUGGAGGUACAUAAUGGGAAACUGAUGGUUAAUGGUGUUGCUAGGAAUGAAAAAUUCAUCUUAGAGCCUCCUGGUUAUGAAAUGACACCAAUUAGGGUACCGGAAAAUUCAGUCUUUGUGAUGGGUGAUAACCGGAAUAACAGUUAUGAUUCGCACGUAUGGGGUCCUCUGCCUUUGAAGAAUAUUAUUGGACGGUCGGUUUUUCGGUAUUGGCCACCAAACAGAGUAAGCGGGACAGUGCUAGAAGGUGGCUGUGCUGUGGAUAAGCAAUAGAACAUAUUGUAACGUUUUGAUUCGGCAUGUCUUCAUUUGAAACACUUGUGCAGAUAAAAACGAAAACAAUGUACCUUUUUAUGAAGGAGAGAGUUGCACAUUUGAAUUAGAUUGCAGAUUAAUGAGGAAACAAGAAAUUCUUAUUUGCAAAAUGGAGAUAUGAUGAAAAUUUGUUUACUUGGUAACGAGUUUACAGGUCUUGUGAGUGAAUUCUAUGGGUUUGGAAGUCUUGGAGGAGGAGAUGAAGAAAGAGCAUGAUACGUGAUUCUCGUGCUUCGACUUGACUAGCUUCCCCAAUAGAUUACCUCUUGAUCUGAUCUCAAACUCCAGCUUCACUGGAACUUUACCCUUCUUGUCGGAAGCUGCUAAGUGUGGUCCUGCUCCAUACAGAGGAACCUCUGCGCCAGUGAGCUUUACAAUUGAUAUGUGCUUACUCUUUCUUGG
Molecule: messenger RNA, 1350 nt
Organism: Arabidopsis thaliana (thale cress)
Lineage: Eukaryota; Viridiplantae; Streptophyta; Magnoliopsida; Brassicales; Brassicaceae
Gene: PLSP1
Product: plastidic type i signal peptidase 1
Exons: 5
Coding region: 31-906 (291 amino acids)
Biological process (GO): proteolysis; protein maturation
Cellular component (GO): chloroplast envelope; chloroplast thylakoid membrane; chloroplast thylakoid
Molecular function (GO): serine-type endopeptidase activity; serine-type peptidase activity; peptidase activity
Source: RefSeq, marked reviewed